Messenger RNA from Macrosiphum euphorbiae (potato aphid), 252 nucleotides. The record is from the annotation of a GenBank genome assembly. Lineage: Eukaryota; Metazoa; Arthropoda; Insecta; Hemiptera; Aphididae.
AUGUAUGGACCGACAAUUGGGAAAGAAAGCCUACACAGAGAAACGAAUGAAAAUGGUAGUAAGAUGUUUGAAGAGAUGUUGAAUCAACAAGAAAAUAGGACCACAAUAGAAGUUAAUGUAACGGCGGAAGAACUAUUGGACAAACCAACGAUACAAGAAAUAGAAAUGGGAUUAGAAAUGCUGAAAAAUGGAAAGGCCCCUGGAAUUGAUGAAGUAGUCCCUGAAUGCAAAAAAAAGGAGGAAAGAAGCUGA